Seminavis robusta is the source of this 5049-nucleotide messenger RNA. The record is from the annotation of a GenBank genome assembly. NCBI's taxonomy places the organism in Eukaryota, Bacillariophyta, Bacillariophyceae, Naviculales, Naviculaceae.
AUGACUGUGGCGUCGCUAUGGCAAGCACUUGAUGAUGCAGGAUGCGGACAGUCGGUAGGAGAAGAGGACAUGAUAGAUCCUCAAAGGAGUUCGGCCAAAGUGAAUCCAUGGACGUUCAACGAGCGACAACGAAGACAUCAACGCGCCGAAGAACGCCCAAGUCUCGCUGUGGAUUUGAGUAUCUGGAUCUGUGAAUCACUUACUAGCACUGGCCUCAAUGAUCAUAAUGAGAAUCCAGCGCUUCACCUUGUCUUUAGCCGCACGAUGAAGUUGCUCUGCAUGGGUAUCAGGCUGGUAGUUGUCAUUGAAGGCAAGCGACGCAUUCGAGCUCAGAAUUCCAACGACGAGCCAGACAAGUUCCGUCGACGACGCAGUGGAACUUCCUUCUGGAAAGCCUGCAAGCAAUGUGAGACCAUGUUGGAGUUCAUGGGAGUGCCAGUUGUCCGCGCCAAAGCCGAAGGAGAGGCCUUGUGUGCCCUAUUGAAUCAAAAAGGUAUCGUCGAUGGCGUUAUCUCCAAUGACGGUGACUGCCUUCUUUUCGGUGCAAAAGUUGUCUACACCAAGUUCUCUAUUGAAAAUCUUCAAAAGGGAUGCGUGAUGCGCUACGAUGCUUCCAAGCUAUUUGCGGUUGCUGAACGAACGAGUGGGCAAUACAAGGAUGAGACUAGUGAUGGGCUGAUACCAGCAGCAGCAAGCGACGAAACCAACGGCCGAAUCAAGUUAAGCCGAGAAGACCUAAUUGCUUUUGCACUUUUAACUGGAAGUGAUCUUGCUGGGCAAGGACUUGACAAAAUAGGUCACAAGAAAGCGGUUCGAUUCCUUCGACAAUGUAAAGCGAGCAGGCCGUUGUCACGUGAGAGCGCUGCCAUCGAAGACCUCAAGUCGUGGGCAAGGUCCGUCAAACCGAUUGUGGAGACAGAACAGGAGCAAGACGAAGGAUCUAUUGCGGACGAUGAAGAAGAGGACAAGGGAGCGAAGAAGCAGAAACAAAGAUGCUGUUCUUGUUGCCUCCAUCCUGGAACAAAAAGCUCGCACGAAAAGCACGGUUGUGAAGUCUGUGGAACAGAACCAGGUGAACCUUGCUACAACGUGUCAUCGGAGGAAAAGUUUGUCAUGUCUCUUCGAGGAAAGGCUAUAGCCCUGAGAAAUCCCAAGUUUGACCCUACCCUUGUGGUUAAUGCGUACUUGCGCCCGAAUGACAAUCAGCUACCAGUAUCGUUAGCGAUGGUAUCUAGAGAAACACUACGAAUGGAUCCUCCAAGACUCCUAGAAUUUAUCAACUGGAAAACGAUUGUUAGGGGACACAACCUACAAGCAAGUCAAGACUACGUGAAACAGUCCAUGAGUCAGUUGCUGGUUCGCACGGAACUCUUUCAGAAUCCCACCACUUCAAACAAAGACGCCAAUUCAUCACAGGGAGCUCAGGGCAACUCUUCACACAUUCGACGAUGCGCUCGUGAACGACCCAUUCCAAAAGAAAUCACUCGAAAGUUGGUGCAGAAUGGGAUUGACUGCUACGAAGUAUGCUGGAUCAUGCAAGCUACAGUUACGGGAAAGGACGGGGAUGGAAUUGAUGGCUACGAGUUUUCUACCAUUGAGCACCAAGACAUGGUCAACCGACAGCAUCCAGAUAUAGUCAGCGCCUUCCAGAAGAAUCCGCCCAAAGCCACGAAACCACAGGGAGACACUGAAAUGCAAAAACGACGGGAGUUUUUAGAUAACAUGUUUCGAUCCGAGGAGGUAGUGGUACAGCUCCCCAACCAGCCUGACCGCGACAAGGAUCAAAGGAUUUUCAAUCACCCUGAACCAAGCAAUGCUAAAGGCAAAAUGCCAUACGGGAAGGCCCAGCCCCGGCAUCCCACGGCUCAUUACAAGACCGGCGGCACUGAUGUGGCUCUUCUGUUGACGUCCCUGGAGGUCCCAGCGAAGUCCAAGACUGCGAUGGACUCGAAAGAUUUUGAGUUUAGCUCGCUUGAAAGUGGCAGUUGGUUGCAAAAAGAGCAAGCACGAGAUAAAUCGUUUUCAGCCCUGAAGGACUUUGCGCAGCCUCGAAAGCCAAGUAACCGAGAGAGAACAUCAACGCUAAUUUGUGACGACGAAUCGCUUAAUGUACAAAUGGCAAUGACAUCCAAACUCAAGGUGCACCACAAAGACAGCAAUCCACGUGAUAAUAUACCAAAGGAGAUUUGGGUGCCGCCAAUGCAGAAAACUGACCGAGAGGUCGACGAUCACGUUGGAAAAGACAAGAGUGGUGAUAUUGCAUCAAAACAAACGAACACCACUUCAGUUCCAUCGGAUCUUCGAGUGACGAAAGAAAUGCCCUCGCGUCGAAGGAAUGCGGCCCCGUCUCAGUCUGAGCGCCAUUACACGAAGCAGAGGCCGUCACGAGAGCAGGUUCACUUUGAAGAAUCCAGCGACAAACGUUCCAACUCCAAGUCCAAGAGAAAGAGAAAGAAACGUCGAAGUCGUAAGCGCGAUCGCUAUGAAGAGCAGGCGAAAGAUUGCCUCGCAAAAGCCGAUCCAACAUCGUAUUCUAACAAGAAGGUAGCAGUAGUUCAGCCGCAAAUGGAGCGGAUAACCGGCCAUGCAAAUAAGCGAGAGCACACAGCAACCUCAAGACAGCGGGAGUGCUGCUGUGCUUGCAACCAGCGUCUCGACACGGACCAACGGAAGAAAUGUGCCCCUCUCAGCCAGCAACAGAUCUUGGAGAUAGACGCGACAGACAAGACGCGUGCAGCACCAACUCAAUCCAAGCGGGAGAGAUCCUGUGAGACUACGUUGGAGCGCGACAACUCACACCACGGCAACCAAUACAUCGAGCGCUUGUAUGAACAAGAAAGGCGAAACGAGGCUGAACAGAAACACUACCGCAGGGACGAAACAGAGAUGGAUAUCAAUUCCAGUCAGCUCUUGACCGAAACUGAACGCUCCUACUUCCCGAAACGAAGCCGGAGAAGCAACAACGAAGAUAACCAAAGGAGGAGCAUGCAUGGCCAACAUCAACGGGGCUACGAGGAUCCCAGACUGCGCUUCGACGAUGGUGCCAAGGCGGAGGAAGCAAGACAACUCCAUGCAUACCAAAUGCGCGAAACCCGCCCUGACAGCCUACGGCAAAAUGCAUCUCAGUUUGAUAAUGGCAAACAAAGUGCCAAUUUCGAAACGGAUGCCAAGUUUUCGAUGGAGCAACACUGGCAGUGUGAAGAGUGCGGAAUUGACGGAAGGGGUCGAUUCGAUCAACGUCGACCUGGAGGAAGAAACCAACGAGCGUCAUAUAGGAAUGGCUUACCUCAGAAAACUGAAGAGUCACGCGGAGAUCGGUCGCGCUUGCCCAAGUCCUCCAGAAAUCAUUCAUCGUUGGACACUCGCUACGCCGGUCGGGCUGACAACCUAAUCCAUGGAAGACGUACCAAGCCACGGGAAUCUACCAGUCGACAUUCCAGCUAUUUUGCAGAAGCAGGGCGACUUGAGUUCGAAGCUGACGCUGACGCUGACGAAUUCGGCCAACCUCUCCAAUGUGAGCGCAAUCCACCUCACUUAAACUGCAAUCCACCUCGCUUAAACUACAAUCCCCAUGAGGACAUUGGUGAUCACGAGGACAUUGAUGAUGGGAUGGGAAUAGACGCCGCGGCACCUUCUCGAAGCCCAGACUCUUGCAAGAAUAUUGUCGAAGAACCUUGGCAACAACCUACCUACAUGUACCAGUACGAUGAGUCACAUGAGCCACCGCACUACGGGUACACCUCAGACUCACACGAAAAGCAACAUCCCGGAUUUGGUGGGUCAACCAGGGAGUCGCUGCAAUGCGAGGAAGGCUCCGAUGAGUAUAGAAUUCGUGAGAUUGCUGGGGCGCCGAGGGACGAGUUGCAACCCCCGAGUGAAAGAUCAUGCGAGAAGAAACGUGAACUCUUCCAGACGCAUCGAAGGCAACCCCGAUUGCAACAAAGCUCUCGUGCUACCAGUGCGCCCGCAGGUGCCUCCAUACCCGAUUGGAAGAGUCAGGAGGAAGAUCGGUUAUUCACCCGACACUUCUCUAAAAGCAUGUCAAUGAAGAACUGCGGCAAAUUCUACGAACCAUUGAUGGAUGAAAGACACUGUCAUGAGAAACCCCGACGUGGACUGGAACUACAGCAACAAUCGCGAAAGCGUCGAUCCAGGACGGAUCAAAUCACUACUCGGUAUCACGUACAUCAUUCCAAUCAAGAAGGCACCGAUCAGAUCAGCGCAGAACACAACAACCACGAACAUCAGCAAAACAUUUUCGAUACGGACGCUGCUUGGGGCCAUGAAGAUCAAAUUCCAGAACACCACAACUACGACAACUACCAUCAAAAGUGCUACGUAGGUGAUCACCGUGAUGAUGACUGCCAAAAGAAGAUGGAAUCUCAUGAAAGGGAGCAAGAUUGUCACUUCCAGUCCAGCAGAGGACAGAGCCCAGCCAUUUCGACUGAACUGCACGGAGAGCACGGCACUUUCUACGAGGCAAACUUAGAGGACGCCGUAGCACAUUCAGGCGUCCAUGAUACUACGUUACACGAUGUUAGAGAGAAGGAAAGCAGAUAUUUCGAGAGAUCCACGGAAAACACUACGAAGUACAAACCACAGUACCGGUACCAUUUCAGAGACGACAAGGCUUGCGGCGCUGAGAAUCAGUUCGAGCACAACAUGAAGCCGAGGAAGUACGAGUACGAGAGCGAGAACGAGCACGAGUACAGGGACCCAAAUGAAGGCAGCAAUAUGCUGCUACUAGACACAGAAAACCACAUUGGCAGUGAAUCUCGUCGCAAGUGCAGUGAUCGAGCGAUAACAAGGAACCACCCAAAGCGCCACAGCAACGAGGCACAGUUGGAGGUGUCCAAGAGGCGAAAACAGAUGCACCGAGAAACCUUGACUCUGAGCAGACCUCGCGCAUCGGCAGACAAGGGGGGAACUGAACAUGACCGGGCCGACACACGAGGAGAAUUGGGGCACUCGUACGAUCCAUCGUACAUGCACUGGGAAGAUGAUGACAACACUGAACCGUAUUGGGCAGACGAUCAAUCAACAGAGUAA